Messenger RNA from Tetrahymena thermophila SB210, 3633 nucleotides. Its product is annotated as zinc knuckle protein. Gene Ontology annotation, cellular component: membrane. Gene Ontology annotation, molecular function: monoatomic ion channel activity. Lineage: Eukaryota; Ciliophora; Oligohymenophorea; Hymenostomatida; Tetrahymenidae. The transcript has 10 exons. Gene Ontology annotation, biological process: monoatomic ion transport; transmembrane transport. The record is from RefSeq and is a predicted model, not a curated record.
AUGAGUAUCUAUUAUCUUUAAGAUUAGUUAAGCGAAAGGAAGAACUUAGAUAGUAAUUCAUUUUCAACAAAUUAGAAUUACAAUGAAGCAAAUAGUUAAUUUAAUAAUUCUUUAAGAGAUGGAGGAUUAAAGCGUCGACAUUUGCUGGACUUGAAUCCAAUGGAAGAGAUAAAUAAUAGAUGUGAUGAUUAUAGUGAUAUAAAUAGAUCUUAAACAAUAGAAAAUGUUCUAGCAGCAAGUUUUAUUAAUAGCAAUAACGUGAAUAACAACUCUCAUAUAAAUAUAAAAUCAAAUGUGAAUAUAAAUUUAGAUUAAUUUAAAAAUGGAUAAAAUGAGUUAUAUGGUCACCUUGAGCCUUCGAAAUUAAUGUUUACGUCUUGGCAGAAAUCGCCUUAAGACACUAAUUGCUACCAGUCCUAAUAUUUAUAGCCAGCAAACUAAAAAGUAGAAGAAGCGCAGUAGUUGGCUCAUAUUAAAUCAGGGGAACAUGUGCCUAGUUUGAAUAUAGACACACGGUUAAAAUCCAUGGAUACAUUUCUGCCUCAUUCAAGGUCUGAUGCUAUAGAAAUUGAAAGACAAAAUAUAAGAUCUUCCAAACUGGAGAUUUAAAAUACAAAUAAUCAUCUCGAUAUGAAAAGUGAGGAGAGAAAGUCUAAUGUGAUAAGAGUUGUUGGGAGUAAAUAGCAUUUAACAUCGAACUCAAAAUUAAAUAUCGAUCUAAGACAGGAAUAGAGAAGAAAAUCAAAAAAAAAUAUAUAAUAUUUUAUGCUUUUCAAGAGAACAAAUUUAGUGAACAAGUUUGUAAAUAAUAUAAAGAAUAAGGCAUCUGGUUAUAUAUUUCGAAGAUUCAAAAGCAGACAAUUUGAAAUUUUAGAAGAUCUUUCAACUGAUUUUUAAUAUUAUGAAAAUAAAGGUCUCAUUCUUCCAACAAUACUCACUAUACAUCAGUCAAUGUUGAUUCCGAUCAGAAAUGCAAUAAACAGUUUCUUAGACUCAUCUACUUUCAUCAUCCAGCCUGAAUCUAUAGUAACUGUAAUAUGGGAAAUCUUUGCCAUCAUAGCAUAUUUGAUGCUGAUUAUAAUAUUACCGAUCGACAAUAAUUUUGAUUUGAAAGCUUUGGAGAAAUAUCAAUUCAUCCACUAAAUUCCUUUAAUUAUAAUUCCUAUCGAAAUUCUUCUCAAAUUAAGCACUGCAGUAUAUAAAAGAGGAAUGAUCAUGGAAAACAGAAGACAAAUCUUUAAAAAGUUCUUUAAAAAUGAUGCAAAGUUUGACUUAACUACACUUUUGAUUUACACAAUAUCGCAGUUUGGUAGUCAAUUUAACUUUCUUGAAUAUGUCAUUACAAUAAAAAUUAUCCAAGUUAUUGCAUCAUUCAAAAACUUGGUUCAUAAAUUUGAUAGGGAAAUGAAAUAUUCUGUUUUGGCAAAAAUAGUAACAUUGAUCAUCGUUAUAUUAACAUUUUCACACACACAAGCGACCAUAUUUGUUAGGAUAGGACUAUAUGAAAGGGAUUAAAAAUUAAAUUCUUGGAUUGAUCUGCUACAAUCUAAUCCAACAGACACUUAAAUUUAUAUCUCUAGCAUCUAUUGGUCAAUAAUUACUAUGGCUACGAUUGGCUAUGGAGAUUUACAUCCAGUCACAGACAUUGAGAUGAUCUAUGUUUCUAUUAUAUCGCUCAUUUCAAGUGGCAUAUUUGGAUAUUCUCUCAACCAAAUAGGAUAAAUUGUUGAUUCUUUUGAAAAGAAGUCAGAAGAGUUUAACAGAGACAUGCAGAUACUGAAUAAGUAGAUGAAUCAAAGAAACUUAAACAGUAAGCUGCAGCACAAAGUAAGAAAAUAUUUUGAAUAUCUGCAUAAAGAAGAUUAAAUAGAUGAUGAUAAAGGCAAUUAAAUGAUAUCGAAUUUGCCAACUUCUAUGAAAUAAAAUAUAUUGUUUGAUAUUAACCAUAAAAUCCUGUAUGCUCAAAAAGCUUUUUCUUUAAAUUUUUCAAAGUAAUUUUUGAAUCUUCUAGCCUUAGAAAUGAAAACUCUUAAAUUGGGACCAGAAGUAGAUCUUUUUACAAAUAGUGAAACCGAUGAUAGGUGCUACUUUAUCUUAAAAGGUUAAGUUGAAGUAUACAUAAACCUAAGUAACAGACAAAAAACAUGCUACAUCUUAAAAAAAGGAGAUAUGUUUGGAGAGAUAGAAUUUCUUUGUUAACAAUAGAGAAUAAAAUGCGCCAAAACUCUUAAUGUUGUUACGCUGCUCUAUAUUGAUUAUAAGGAUUUCAUCAGAUGCAUCAAGAACUUUGAUUAAGAUUUUGAGAAAUACUCAAUGAUCAAAGAUAAAGCCAGACUUUACAAUAACUUAGAAGGUUUGGAUAGAAAAUGCUUAAGUUGCAAAAAAUUUAAUCACUAGUUUGUGAGUUGUCCAUAGCUUUAGUAUUGGCCUAAUAUGGACAAGCUAAUACAUGAAUGCAACAAAUCAUACUUUCAAGAAAGAUCUAAUGAAAUUGUAAGAAAAGAAAAGAAUAAAAUAAAUGCUAUUAAAGAAUAGCGCUAAGUAAGCGGGUAUAUUAAUAGGAUAUACUUCAGAAAUGGUGAAGAAGAAGAGGAUUAUGAUAAUGAUGAAACAGGUAAUAAUAAUGAUAGAAAUGAUGAAACCCUCUCUUAUAGCAAGUAGUAAAUAGAUAAUUGUGCUCCUUAAUACAAGUUCACAUAAGCAUAAACAAUAAACUAAACAGAAGAUUAUUUGACAGAAGAAGCUUAAUUGUCAAGUACAAAUAUUCAAAUUCCAAAGUAAUUUUAGAUUUAUCAUAGGAUAUUUAAUUAUUAAGUUAUUUAUAUCUUUAUCAGUACUAAUUAGCAACAAAGUUUUGUCAUGAAUAGAAAUAAAAGUGUUAGUAUUUUAGAAAAUGACAUACUUAAACGAGCUAACUCAAGGAAAUUUUCAAAAAAACUUUCAAUCAAGAAGGAUAAGAAAAAAAAUACAUUGAUACUUUUAGGAAAUAUGCAAUACGAUGAAGAAGCUCUAUCUCCCUCGAAAAGAAUUAAAAUUAAUUUAGAUAGCUCAUAAAUUGAUAUUCUAGCUGCUGGUCUAAAUCAAUCAUUUAAUUUAUAACCCACUAUUAAUUCCUUAACUCAUAUAAAUACAGCUAGCAUACAAUAGCAAAAUAACACUCUUUAAAACAUACCGCUACCAUCUACUUAGGUAGCAAAUUAAAGCCUUUUUUCAUAACAAAAUUAAAAAUAAUAACAAUAAAAUUCGUCGUUUAAUUAACCUUAAAACAUAAAUUCUAUUUAGCUAAUUCCUUAGUAUAAAAUUUAAAAUAAUAAUGGGAGUAACUAAGACAAUAACACAAAUAUUUUGAUGCCCUAAAUCGAUUUAGAUAUCUAUAAAACAUUCUCAAAAAUAGAAGGAAACCAUACGAACAGUAGAAACACAAAAACACUCUAUGAAGGGAAUAUUUAUGGCCAUAGUGAACGACAAAUUAAUUUUGGACCAUAGUCAUUUGAUUUAAUGAAAAUUUACAAAAUAUAUUUUCCACAUAACAAUGUAAACUUAGUUAUUAAGAGAUACUAAACUUUCAUGAAGCAAACUAGUUCUAUGUAUUAAACAUAAAAUAAUAAAAGGAAAAAACUUCAUAGAUACUGA